CCGUUGACAGAUUGAAUUCAAACCGACGAAUUACCGCUCUGCGUUUGACGAUCGGCACGAACGAACGAAUACGCGCCGAAAACUGACGCGUCGAGCCGCGGAAAGGAUACUCGGCAUCAACCUAAUCCAAUCGUAUCGUCGAUUCCCGCGUAUUGGUGUCCUCGACUGAUUGAGUGAAACAGUGAGUGAAAAUCAUCGGAAAACGUGCGUUCAUCACCAAAGCCGCCGUCAGCAGCAGGAUGAGCUCGAACGCCGCCGAUAUCGCGGCAGGCCAAGCGAAGGCCACUCUCACGGCUCAGACUGAAAAGCCUAUCCAUUACACAUACCUCAAAGAAUUCCGCGUGGAACAGUGUCCGCAGUUCCUGCAGCAUAAAUGUACGCAGCACAAGCCUUUCACCUGUUUUCAUUGGCACUUCAUGAACCAGAGGAGGCGUCGACCCAUUCGAGACCCGAAGUCAAAAAGUUUCAACUAUUCACCCGACGUCUACUGCACCAAAUACGAUGAAACCACCGGGAUCUGCCCUGACAGCGAUGAGUGUCCUUUCCUCCACCGCACGGCCGGAGACACGGAACGGCGAUACCAUUUGCGCUACUACAAAACAGGGAUCUGUGUCUACGACACGGACGCCCGCGGCCACUGCGUUAAGAAUGGACCCCACUGUGCGUUUGCGCAUGGCCUCCACGACCUGAGGAACCCAGUGUACGACAUUCGGGAAAUUCAGGGAAAAAUUCUUAGUGAGGAUGGGAGCGAGAUCGACGCCAAUGGUGUCCUGGUGCCCAAUCUCGACAAGGACCGCAACGCAGUCAGUGAAGACCCCCGGUGGCAAGACACCAACUACGUGCUCGGCAACUACAAGACCGAACAAUGCAAAAGACCUCCGAGGCUCUGUCGCCAGGGCUAUGCGUGUCCACAGUAUCACAAUUCUCGGGAUAAGCGAAGGCCCCCUCAGAAAUUCAAGUAUCGAAGUACUCCCUGUCCAAACGUGAAACAGGGAGACGAAUGGGGAGACCCAGCUCACUGCGAUAGCGGAGAUCAGUGUACGUACUGCCACACACGUACCGAGCAACAGUUUCAUCCUGAAAUCUACAAAUCCACAAAAUGCAAUGACAUGCAACAAACAUCGUUCUGCCCCCGGGGGCCCUUCUGCGCUUUCGCCCAUGUAGACAAAGAAAUGAGUGCUGUCCGCGAAGUAGGAUCGGACGCUACGAAUUUGGCCACUAUCCUUUCAAACGUACUACCGCAGUCACCCUCACCCGGAGCGAACAAGCCUGAAAACGGUCAGGUUAUGUCGUCUAUGGGACCAGACUUGGUAGCGUUUAACAGUAUGGGACCAAUCGGACGGCCUCGCUCCUACAGCACGUCUCACGCAGCAGCUGUACAACAUCAUUUGCAACUCAAAACUAUGGAGUCGGCGCUCCCGCAUUAUCAGAAAGCGCCGGGAUGCGAGCGGGAAGAACACAAUGCCAUGCGCAAGCAUCGCGCAAAGACGAUGGACGGAUCGGCUAAGGAAUGGGCAUCUAUUGCGAAUAGUUAUAGUUUUCCCAACACGGUCGAGUCCGUUGUCAAUAAGGCGCUGGACGACCUCAACCUGGAAGAGAUUGACGUAGAAGCGUGUCUCGACAAGGACCUAGUGGAGGAGUGCUCCAACUCAAAUCCUAUGGCGUCCUCUCUCAACCAGGCGCUUGUCAGUUCUGGCUUUAUCCCCAACCCCAAUGGAUUGCCCAAUCCCAACGGAAUCCCGAACAGUCAACCUGUUAACAUUCCCGGGCGAGAGAGGCCCGCGUCCCCACCUAGCUCCAUGGGCGGUUCAAUCGAUAAAUCUGCCGCAGCGUUUUAUGGCUCACCUUUCAAUGCCACCGGAUUCGGAACGUACAGUGGAGUCGGAGCCACUCAACCGUCGCAGUCACCCUCUACUCGUCUUUGGGAAACGAAUCAAGGUCUCAAUGGGCAUUUGACGAAUUGGAGCGAUUCGCAACUCGCCCAAAUCAGAGCCGUUUGUGAAACAUACAAGAACCAGGCUGAGGAAGCCAUGCGGCGCGAAAAAGUUGCUGAGCAGCAGAGGGACGACGCUAUCCGGGAGCUGCAGAAACUGCAAGUAGAUAUUCAACAAAGGCCAUUUGGUCUUCGUUCGGUGGAUCUCGACCAGCUGUCUCCUCAGCAAAUCCGGGUGCUGCAGGAACAGUUGCGUUCAGAUCUAGAUGCUCUCGACAAAGUCAGCCAUCUGCAUCAACAACAGCAGCAACAACAACAUCAGCAGGACAGACUACGGAUGGGUCUGCAGAUGGGUGCUCACCACCUCCCCGACCGAGAUUUCUGGACCCCGCCUGGACGAGGCCACUGUUGAAGCACUGAGGUAUAGAUUCCGGCUAGAAUCGGAGAUCGUGCGAGAAGAGUCCUCUCAGAAAAGAUGAUACAAUGUCGUAGAUUACAUCGGACUACAAUACGGACACGAAUCGAAUGACCAACCGAGCAGAGAAGCAAUGUGUGAAUAACAAGGCUCCGGAAGCACAAUUCAAGGUAUCUUUCGAACGGCUCGGGUGCACCGGAAGAGACAUAGGAGGGACAUGAAAUUUUCGGGUAAACUCUCGACAGGGCACAACUAGCGGAAGCUUGAAACGAAAGACAUCACUCGAUUGACAAUAGCUAUUACGGAAUGAGCAGCCAGGCGUGAGGAGUCGUGGAACGUCUCGGCCCACGAACAAGCUCACGGAUGAUUGUAGAUGCUGAACGCGUAUACAACGGAAUUUGAUGAGAUGGAAGAGAGUACAUGAACGAGGAAAUCACAAAUUUUCGUUCCAAUCGGUCUCCGUAUCGUUUUAGAAUCCAUUUCAAAUU
Galendromus occidentalis (western predatory mite) is the source of this 2836-nucleotide messenger RNA. RefSeq names its product RING finger protein unk (gene unk). The record is from RefSeq and is a predicted model, not a curated record. NCBI's taxonomy places the organism in Eukaryota, Metazoa, Arthropoda, Arachnida, Mesostigmata, Phytoseiidae. The coding region runs from base 240 to 2345 and encodes 701 amino acids. Gene Ontology annotation, molecular function: metal ion binding. The transcript is spliced from 10 exons.